This is a messenger RNA of Ailuropoda melanoleuca (giant panda), 1329 nucleotides long. RefSeq names its product G protein-coupled receptor 108 (gene GPR108). Bases 1 to 1329 code for a protein of 442 amino acids. Gene Ontology annotation, biological process: transport. The transcript is spliced from 15 exons. Gene Ontology annotation, cellular component: Golgi apparatus; membrane. The record is from RefSeq and is a predicted model, not a curated record. NCBI's taxonomy places the organism in Eukaryota, Metazoa, Chordata, Mammalia, Carnivora, Ursidae.
AUGCCCACUGAGUACCAAUUUGAGGCAGUAACCAAGGACCCCUUCCUACCCACUCCCCAGACCCGGGACCCCCAGGACUGUCCUCUCCGUAAAAACAGUAGCAACCUCCUGGUUCUCUUCCUCAUCGACACCAAGGAUCUGCGGGUCCAGGUGCGGAAGUAUGGGGAGCAGAAGCAGCUGUUCAUCUCUCCUGGGCUCCUCCCCGACGUGCCCUCGGAAUCAGGGCCCCCGAAGCCAGAGCUCACAGUCACCCCUAAAGUGGACAGUGGGAUCACCAAUGUUCAUGACAAGGCCAAGUCAAAAUCCACAGUGUCUCAGGGGGACCAGCAGGGCCUCAGUGGGAAGGACAAGGAACUGGUCCUGGGUCUCGGGCAUCUCAACAAUUCCUACAACUUCAGUUUCCACGUGGUGAUUGGCUCUCGGGCUGAGGAAGGCCAGUACAACCUCAACUUCCACAACUGCUACAAUUCAAAGCCGGGCCGGGAGCAGCCGUUCGACAUCACGGUCAUGAUCCGGGAGAAGAACCCCGAGGGCUUCCUGUCAGCGGCGGAAAUCCCCCUUUUCAAGCUGUACAUGGUCAUGUCUGCCUGCUUCCUGGCCGCUGGCAUCUUCUGGGUGUCCGUCCUCUGCAAGAACACGUACAACGUCUUCAAGAUCCACUGGCUCAUGGCAGCCCUGGCUUUCACCAAGAGCAUCUCCCUCCUUUUCCACAGUAUCAACUACUACGUCAUCAACAGCCAGGGCCACCCCAUCGAAGGCCUCGCUGUCAUGCACUACGUCACACACCUGCUGAAGGGCGCUCUCCUCUUCAUCACCAUCGCCUUGAUCGGCUCCGGCUGGGCCUUCGUCAAGUACGUCCUGUCAGACAAGGAGAAGAAGAUCUUUGGGAUCGUGAUUCCCCUGCAGGUCCUGGCCAACGUGGCCUACAUCAUAAUCGAGUCCCGUGAGGAGGGUGCCAGUGACUACAUGCUCUGGAAGGAGAUCCUCUUCCUGGUGGAUCUCAUCUGCUGUGGUGCUAUCCUCUUCCCUGUGGUCUGGUCCAUCCGGCACCUCCAGGACGCAUCUGGCACGGAUGGAAAGGUGGCAGUGAACCUGGCCAAGCUGAAGCUGUUUCGGCAUUACUACGUCAUGGUCAUCUGUUACAUCUAUUUCACGCGCAUCAUCGCCAUCCUCCUGCAGGUGGCUGUGCCCUUCCAGUGGCAGUGGCUGUACCAGGUGAAGACCGAGACCACAGGGUCAUGGCUCCCCAAAGAUGUCCACAUCCAGUCCCCGGAACCUGUGAAUGUUGCUGUUUGUGACAAAAGGCGCUUUGCUGCUGUGAUUCAGUGA